Molecule: messenger RNA, 976 nt
Organism: Rotaria sp. Silwood1
Lineage: Eukaryota; Metazoa; Rotifera; Eurotatoria; Philodinida; Philodinidae
Source: the annotation of a GenBank genome assembly
AUGUUCAGCGCUGGCGCAAAUUCUCAUCCGAUUUCCAUCGCGGUUGGCGACUUCAAUGGUGACCGCAUAGCGGAUAUUGCUUUAGCCAAUAAUGGUACCAAGCAUGUAGAUCUGAUGCUUGGAAGUGGAAACGGAAAAUUUGCAAUUCAAACAAGUUAUCAAAUUAGUUUUGAUUCACCUCCGUUAGUGAUGGCUUCUGGUGAUUUUAAUAAUGACAAACGAUCGGAGAUCGUGAUCGCUAACGGUGGAAGUAAUCAUGUGGAUAUCUUUGUUGCGUACAAUCAUGGUAUUUUUGAAAGUCAAACAAGGUAUUCAGCUGGCUCUCGUCCAUCAUCUGUAUUUGUUGGUGAUUUCAACAACGACACUCGACUAGAUAUCGUUGUCGCCAAUGAGGGUAGCAAUGAUGUGAGUAUCCUUCUUGGAAAUGGAAAUGGUUCUUUUGAAAAUGAAACAAGGUAUUCAGCUGGCUCUGGUCCACAAUCUGUAGUUGUUGGUGAUUUCAACAACGACACUCGACUAGAUAUCGUUGUCGCCAAUGCAGUUAGCAAUGAUGUGAGUAUCCUUCUUGGAAAUGGAGAUGGUUCUUUUGAAAAUGAAACAAGGUAUUUAGCUGGCUCUGGUCCACAAUCUGUAGUUGUUGGUGAUUUCAACAACGACACUCGACUAGAUAUCGUUGUUGCCAAUUACCGUAGCAAUGAUGUGAGUAUCCUUCUUGGAAAUGGAGAUGGUUCUUUUGAAAAUGAAACAAGGUAUUUAGCUGGCUCUGGUCCACAAUCUGUAGUUGUUGGUGAUUUCAACAACGACACUCGACUAGAUAUCGUUGUCGCCAAUGGGGAUAGCAAUGAUGUGAGUAUCCUUCUUGGAAAUGGAAAUGGUUCUUUUGAAAAUGAAACAAGGUAUUCAGCUGGCUAUUGGCCACAAUCUGUAGCUGUUGGUGAUUUCAACAACGACACUCGACUAGAUAUCGUUGUCGCCA